AUGCCUCGGCCGAAGCUUUUCACCGUGCACGACUAUCCGUGCACGGGCAGGAGGCUUCUCAAGCCACGGGAAGCAGCAGCCUCUCCGGCCGCGGGCAGCUGCCCCUACGACAGCAGCCGGAGGACCCCCGACGCCACGCAGCAGCAGGGGAUAUUGGGCUAUGGAGAGGCUGUGCCUUCGUUUGCUGUUUCCCUAGUGAACUGCCCGCUGCCCCUCUAUGACCAAGACCUGCUGCACCACGUGCACGGACAGCAGCUGCAGCUGCAGCCGCACCCGCUGCAGCAAAUCGAAGGCUUCUACUCCCCCCUGCCGCCUUCUCCCCGUGAGAUGCACCAGCUGCAGAUCCCCUCUCAGCAAGCUGCUUCGCAGCGCAGCUGCCUGAGACAGGAGGAAGGAGAGGUGGCGAGCAAGGGGGCCCUCGACAGCUUCAGUCCGACCUUUGCAACAGAACUCCUGGCAGACAUAGAGCUCGACGAAGAAACUGGGUCUCCUGCUGCUGCUGCUGACGCAGCUGCUGCUGCAGCGGGCGACGCAAGGGCAAAUUCGGGAGCAGCGGGAGCUAAUUUUCUGCUGCUCAUAGAUGUGCCCGUGCAGCAGAGCAACGCAGCACCAAGCUAG
This is a messenger RNA of Eimeria necatrix, 618 nucleotides long. RefSeq lists its product as hypothetical. The record is from RefSeq and is a predicted model, not a curated record. The coding region runs from base 1 to 618 and encodes 205 amino acids. The transcript is spliced from 2 exons. Lineage: Eukaryota; Apicomplexa; Conoidasida; Eucoccidiorida; Eimeriidae.